Messenger RNA from Drosophila navojoa, 748 nucleotides. It is a transcript of the gene Cpr11B, whose product is annotated as Cuticular protein 11B. Gene Ontology annotation, molecular function: structural constituent of chitin-based larval cuticle. NCBI's taxonomy places the organism in Eukaryota, Metazoa, Arthropoda, Insecta, Diptera, Drosophilidae. Gene Ontology annotation, cellular component: chitin-based extracellular matrix. The record is from RefSeq and is a predicted model, not a curated record.
CAUAUCGCUUCAUUUUGGUUUUUUUUUUAUUGUGAACUAUUGUGCGACAUGUUGCAUCCAUUGAUCCUGCUGGCGUGCGCCAUUGUUGGCAGCGCUGUGGCUGGCCGUCCGGCUCAGCGCUAUUUGCCGUCGAACCAGUACCUGGCACCGCAUCCGAAUCAAUUGCACUACCAUGGCGUUAGUGGGCAUGGUCGUGGCGCAGGCGGCCGAGGUGGAGCUGGAGCCGGUGCUCGCCAGGCUCAGAUACCGAUUGUGCGCAGUGACUACCAGAGCGACACGAGUGGCAAUUAUAACUUUGGCUUCGAUACGGGCAAUGGCAUCCACCGCGAUGAGACGGGCGAAUUCAAAGGUGGCUGGCCCCAUGGAUCCCUCGGAGUGCGUGGCUCCUACUCCUAUACGGGAGAUGAUGGGCAACAGUACACCGUUAACUACAAAGCGGACAAGAAUGGCUUCCAGGCUGAGGGCGCUCACCUGCCCACCUCGCCCUCACUGUCCAACGACCAUCGCAGCGGCAAUUCGGCUGGCGGCUAUCAUGGCGGUGCCUAUCGUGGCUCCGCUUCCAGCGUCCUGCCCCCAUCGUCCCGCUAUCUCCCUCCAGGCUAUCGCCAGCGCAGACAGUACUAGAGAAUGGGAAUGGACCCAGCGAUCUUCGGGCACUCAGCACAAUUUAGUUCACAAUUUUUUUUUUUUUACGUACGCUAAUAAACAUUUAGAAUUUUGAUAACAAAAAUAGAUUUGUCUAUUCUCU